This is a messenger RNA of Lagopus muta (rock ptarmigan), 1668 nucleotides long. RefSeq names its product noggin-2-like. The coding region runs from base 592 to 1215 and encodes 207 amino acids. The record is from RefSeq and is a predicted model, not a curated record. Gene Ontology annotation, biological process: negative regulation of cell differentiation; negative regulation of BMP signaling pathway; dorsal/ventral pattern formation. NCBI's taxonomy places the organism in Eukaryota, Metazoa, Chordata, Aves, Galliformes, Phasianidae. The transcript has a single exon.
CCGCCCGAGCCGGCCGCGCCGUCGUGACCCUCCUCCCCGCCCCCUCGGCCGGCUCGCCCGGCUAUAAAGGAGGGUUUUAUUCUCGGGCUCCGGUCUCACGCCAAACCCUGUCACACCGUCUAGACGAGCUGUCGUGGGGCUCAGCCCAGCUGUCACCAUGGCGAUGGAGACGAGUCCGCUGUGAAUUUUGGGGGGAGAGCGAGAGCGAGCGAGAGCGGCGGCGGAGGAGAAGGAGGAGGAGGAGGAGGAGGAGGCGCGGGAGGAGGAGGAAGGCUCGGCCGCCGCCGUGCCCUGCCCUGCCCGCCGCCGCCGCCCGCGAGGGAGGCACGGACCCCCGGCGCUCCGGGCCGCGGCUGGAGCCGGCCCAGCGGGGAGCCCCGGGGAGCCAGCGGCCGCCGAGCGCCUCAGAUGCGUCUGUCACACAACGCCGGCCGAGCUAUUUAAAGUAACGGGCCUCGCCGGACUUUGUCUCUGCCUAUUUAUGAGUCCCCGGGAGCUGGCCGGCGCCGCCGGGCAGCGCUAGGAGCCGCGCCGCAGCGCCAGCCCCGCGGGGACGCCAGCGCCGAGCCGGGGGCCGGGCCCGCCCGGAGCAUGACGGCCAUCGGGGCGCUCCUGCUCUGCUCCUGCCUGGGGCUGCUGCGGCCGGGCGCCGGGCAGCCCUUCCUGCGGCUGCGGCCCUCGCCCAGCGACAACCUGCCGGUGAAGGACAUCGUGGAGCACCCGGACCCCGAGUACGACCCGAAGGAGCAGGACCUGGACGAGCGGACUCUGCGCAAGAAGCUGGGCAGCCAUUUCGACCCCGGCUUCAUGGCCGUGGCCGUGCCGGGCCCCGCCAACGCUUCCGCGGGCGCCGAGGCGGCGGCGGGGCGGGCGCGGGCGGCGGAGCUGCGGCGCUUGGAGCGGGGCGGGCCGCGACUGCGGGUGGGCAAGAAGGCGAGGCGGAAGGUGCUGCAGUGGCUCUGGGCGUACACCUACUGCCCCGUGCUCUACACCUGGAAGGACCUGGGCGUCCGCUUCUGGCCGCGCUACAUCAAGGAGGGCAACUGCUUCGCCGAGAAGUCCUGCUCGCUGCCCGAGGGCAUGUUCUGCAAGCCCGUCAAGUCGGUCACCAAGACGUUCCUGCGCUGGCACUGCCAGGGCUGGUCCAGCCAGAAGUACUGCACCUGGAUCCCCGUGCAGUACCCGCUCAUCUCCGAGUGCAAGUGCUCCUGCUAGCACGGCCCCCGCGCCGCCCCGGCCCUCGCGCUGCUCUCUUUGCUCGUCUGCAUCUUCCGAGGGGGGGUUCGUCCGCCCUCCCCCUCGGGGCGAGCGCGGGGCGUGAUGGGGGGGUCGGGGGGAGGAACCGGGUCUGACUUAUUUUAAUGUUAUUUUAUUUGAAAGGGGGAGAAGCGAACCCAGGAACUGCAGGGCAGGCCAAAGGCACAGUAAAGCACUACAAUCAGAUGUCUAUUUUUAUACGUAUAUAGCCUUCUAACGAAAGGAAAAUAAUAAUAAUAAAGAAAAAAAAAACCCUAAAAAAAAAAAUCCCAGCCGUGUAAAUAGAGAGAUUUUAAAGGAAAGGGGGAAAUCGCAGCUGUUUUUUUUUUUUUUUAAUUAUUAUAAUUAUAAUUAUAAUUAUUGUUAUUAUUAUUAUUUUAAAAACGUAGGACCACAUUUUAAACCCUUCCC